This is a messenger RNA of Carya illinoinensis, 2838 nucleotides long. Its product is annotated as histone-lysine N-methyltransferase, H3 lysine-9 specific SUVH1-like. The record is from RefSeq and is a predicted model, not a curated record. Lineage: Eukaryota; Viridiplantae; Streptophyta; Magnoliopsida; Fagales; Juglandaceae. The transcript has 3 exons. Gene Ontology annotation, cellular component: nucleus. Gene Ontology annotation, molecular function: protein binding; zinc ion binding; histone methyltransferase activity. Bases 313 to 2367 code for a protein of 684 amino acids.
AAGAAAAGAAACGAAAAAAAAGUAGUAAAUACUGAUCGGAGAAAGUCACAAUCAGAGUUCACAGACAAAGCUGCCCUUUUCGCGAUGCACCUUUCAGCUCUUUUUUCUCUCUCCCUCUCAACAAAAACCCUAAGAAUUACUCGGUCCGGGAUUUCCAACAGAAGUUAGGCUUUUAGGUCCAAAUCUCCAUACUUAGAUGGAAUCGAAUUGGAUAUAAUUGAAAUUUUUGAGAAGUGGAUAUCUUUCAGGUUUGGAGGAUAACGUUCGGGAGAUUUGUGCUUUUUGUAUUUUUGGUUGGAAGGGCUUGUUGUAAUGGAAGCAGGGUCAGGUUACAACUCUGUUCCUCCUUCAACCUCUUUUGAUAAGUCCAGAGUCUUGGAUGUGAAGCCCCUGCGCAGUUUAAAACCAGUUUUCCCAAGUGCAUCUGAAAUUCCUCCUUUUGUAUGCGGCCCACCUAAUGGCCCUUUCCCUUCUGGAUUUACGCCGUUUUACCCAUUUAGUGUCUCACAAGGAUCUCCAAUGCAGAUGCCAAUGGGUCCUGUACCGACUCCUCUGCGAGCGUUUCGAAGCACCCAAUCACCAGAAUCUUCGAGAGCAUUUGAUGGGGACGAUGGGAUGGACGGGAAUGCAGAUGGUUAUUUUGAUGGUCAAAAGCGUGGAGCUCCCUUGCGUGGCUCCAGCUCUUCGCAGAGGAAGACACCGAAGAAUCGGGAUACUAAACCUUCCCUCUCCUAUGCUGCCAGGAAAGCGUCAGUUACAGUUUUUGUUGGUGAUAUUAGUCAAGUUGAUAGGGAUGACGGUAACAGGGAAGUGGUUAAUCGCGUGCUUAUGAGAUUUGAUGCACUUCGGAGAAGGCUCAGCCAAAUGGAAGAUGCCAAGGAACUAAGCAAUGGGAUUAUCAAGCGAGCGGAUUUAAAAGCUGGAAAUCUUUUGAUGAGCAAAGGGAUCCGCACAAACAUGAGGAGGAAGAUUGGAGCUGUGUCUGGAGUUGAGAUUGGGGACAUCUUCUUUUUUCGUAUAGAAUUGUGUGUGGUGGGAUUACAUGCACCGUCUAUGAGUGGUAUUGACUAUCUUAUUGUCAGGGAUGCAUUGGAUCAAGAGCCAGUGGCUGUGAGCAUUGUUUCGUCUGCAGAAUAUGGUGAUGUGGAGGAUGGGGAUAUUCUUAUUUAUAGUGGUCAGGGUGGGAAUUUUGGUAAGAGAGACAAACAAGCAACUGAUCAGAAGCUUGAAAGGGGUAAUCUCGCUUUGGAGAGAAGCUUUCAGCGGGGCAAUGAAAUUAGAGUUGUCCGGGGUAUCAAAGAUGUUGCUAAUCCAGCAUCAAAGGUCUAUGUCUAUGAUGGGCUUUAUAAAAUUCAAGAGUCAUGGACUGAGAGGAAAUCUGGUUGCAAUAUAUUCAAGUACAAAUUUGUGAGGAUGCCGGGGCAGCCUGUUGCGUUUGCUGCUUGGAAAUCAAUUCAGAAGUGGAAGGAAGGAUUCUCUUCAAGGGUUGGACUUAUUCUUCCUGACCUCACGUCAGGGGCUGAAAAUAUACCUGUUUCACUUGUAAAUGAUGUUGAUGGAGAGAAGGGCCCUGCUCAUUUCACUUAUUUUCCCUCUCUCAAGUAUUCGAAAUCAUUUGACUUAACACAGCCUUCUUUUGGAUGCAACUGCCGUAAUGCGUGCCAACCAGGUGAUCCUGACUGCUCUUGCAUUAGGAAAAAUGAAGGUGAUUUUCCAUAUACUUCAAACGGGGUUCUUGUGGGCCGAAAGCCUUUGAUACAUGAAUGUGGUCCCACAUGCCCUUGCUUUCCUAACUGCAAAAACCGAGUUUCCCAGAGUGGUUUGAAAGUUCACUUGGAAGUUUUCAAAACAACAGAUAGGGGCUGGGGCCUGCGGUCAUGGGAUCCUAUUCGCACUGGUACUUUUAUAUGCGAGUAUGCAGGUAUAGUUAUUGACAAAGGCAAGGGAAAGCAGGGUGGGGAGGAAGUUGAAAACGAUGAGUAUGUUUUUGAUACAACCCGCGUUUAUAACUCAUUCAAGUGGAAUUAUGAACCUGCGCUAUUGGAGGAGGAAAGUUCUAAUGACUCUGAAGAGGAGUACAAAAUUCCAUCUCCCCUAAUCAUAAGUGCUAAGAAUUUGGGAAAUGUAGCACGAUUUAUGAACCAUAGUUGCUCUCCAAAUGUUUUUUGGCAGCCGGUUUUGUAUGAACACAAUAAUCAAUCCUUUCUUCAUAUUGCCUUUUUCGCAAUUAGACAUAUCCCCCCAAUGACAGAGUUGACUUAUGAUUAUGGGACUGCUCACUCUGAUGAGGCUGAGGGCAGCAGUGCACUCAAUCGGAAAAAGAAAUGCUUAUGUGGUUCAUCAAACUGCCAUGGUUAUUUUGGUUAGUUGCAUAACUGCAGAAACGCAUGGUGCCGGCAAACAGGGUCCUGGCUAUAAGCUACACCAAUCAGGGUAAAUAACAGGCCUGUUGGGAGUCAGUCAAGGCAAAAAUUCAUGUUCAAUGGCGAUACAUUUUCCAUAAUCACGAUCCAGCUUAACUAGUUAGUUAUCUGCUAUGGGCUUAGAUAUUUGCUUUCAACAAAUGCUUUACCCCUUCUCCUGAAUUAGAGGUUCUUUUCUUUCUAGGUGUGUUGUUUCUGAAUAGUGAAAAUCACUGGUUCGUGUAGUAUAAAUCCAUUGUACAUGGAAUGGCCAUGACUAUCACCCUGAAAGACUUUUCCAUUUGUAGUCUGUAUUUUGUAACUGUUAAGAAUUCUGCCGUUGUAGACUUGUAGUUGUAUUAGCAAAGCUUUCCCAGUAUGCUGUGAUCAUAACAGCAUUUGGACACAAAAAUAAGAGUGAUUUUUUUUUUUUAAA